This is a messenger RNA of Akanthomyces muscarius, 252 nucleotides long. RefSeq lists its product as uncharacterized. The record is from RefSeq and is a predicted model, not a curated record. Lineage: Eukaryota; Fungi; Ascomycota; Sordariomycetes; Hypocreales; Cordycipitaceae. Bases 1 to 252 code for a protein of 83 amino acids. The transcript has 2 exons.
AUGGAUGCGGGGCAGACAAAGCCCGGGCCAGCCAAUUUGGCGUUCGACGUCGACGCGCGCGAGGGAGAUGAUCUCCAGAGAACUGGUCGACGUCGAAGACAAAUUGUGCGCCCGCCCCCACCGCUGACUCCGGAUGGCGUGCACAUCCUCCACAAUCUUGACUGGUUCCCCAGCAUGAUGGGCGCUGUCAGGCUGUGGUGCUGCGGAGCAAAACUGUCAGGGUUCGUAUCUUGUGAGACGCUAUUGAAAUAA